GUAGGGGGGUGGGCUAAAGGUCAGAGCUAAAGCAAGAUGGCUGCUUUCUCGGAGAGAAUGGGGCUGCUCUUUCUGGCCUGUGUUUCGUUGUGCCUCAGCAGUACGCAGGCUGUGGAUCGCGGAAACUUCAAAACCUGCGACCAGAGCGCUUUCUGCAAGCGUCAGAGGGCGGUGAAGCCAGGCCAGUCCUCAUACAGAGCCCUGCUGGAGACUUUGGAGCUCAGUAACUCCCGCCUGACCCUACAGCUCAUCAACGACAACAAUAAGGUACGCUUGCUGCUGGAGCUGUACCGUCUGCAGGGCAACAUGACCCGGGUGAAGAUCAACGAGCUGAAACCCCUCAAGCCUCGCUACGAGGUGCCGGACGUUCUCAUCACCGACCCUCCUACUGAGCCUCUUUCGGUGCUCUCCCAGGACGAGAACGGCGUGGUGCUCUCCCUGGGGGUGGAGACGCGCCGGCUGAUCGUCAGCGCCCGGCCCUUCCGUCUGGACAUCAUGGAGGGCCCGCAGGUCCUGCUGUCCCUCAACUCCCGUGGCCUGCUGGCCUUUGAGCACCUGCGUCUGCGCAAGGACACUCUCUCCGAUAAGAUAAGUAGCACAGUCGGUAGCAUGUGGGAUAAAAUCAAGAACGUUUUCUCUAGUAACAGUCAGACAGACCCAGCGGGAGCAGAGAGGACAGAGGACUCUGACACAGCAGACCAGCAUGUAGAGGAGAAGGCAGCGGAUGGAGAGAGCGAUAAGGAGGACGAGGAGCAGCCGGGGGAGUGGGAAGAGACAUUCAAAUCGCAUACUGACAAUAAACCCAACGGCCCCUCCUCCAUCAGCCUGGAUUUCUCCCUGCCUGGAGUGGAACACGUAUACGGCAUUCCGGAACAUGCUGAUAACCUCAAACUCAAAACCACAGAUGGAGGAGACCCCUACAGACUAUACAACCUGGAUGUGUUCCAGUAUGAGCUCUUCAACCCCAUGGCCCUCUAUGGUGCUGUUCCUGUGCUCCUAUCCCACAAUGCUCAGAGAACCAUGGGCAUCUUCUGGCUCAACGCUGCGGAAACGUGGGUGGACAUCAGCUCCAACACUGCUGGGAAGACGGUGUUUGGGAAGAUGUUGGACUACGUUCAGGGCGCCAGCGAGACGCCCCAGACAGACGUGCGCUGGAUUUCAGAGAGCGGCAUCAUCGACGUCUUCAUUAUGCUGGGGCCCAAGCCCACUGACGUAUUCUCCCAGUACGCCUCUCUCACAGGCACUCAGUCCUUCCCUCCACUGGCAGCUCUAGCCUAUCACCAGUGUCGCUGGAAUUACAAUGACCAGGACGACGUUCGCGGGGUGGACCAGGGUUUCGAUGACCACGACAUCCCCUAUGACUUCAUCUGGCUGGACAUCGAGCACACUGAUGGCAAGCGCUACUUCACCUGGGACCCCAACAAGUUCUCCCAGCCUCGUGAGAUGCUGCAGAACCUCAUGGAUAAGAGACGCAAGAUGGUCGCUAUCGUGGACCCCCACAUCAAGGUAGACAGCGGCUAUAAGAUCCACAACGAGAUUCGCUCCAAGAACUUUUACAUCAAGAACAAAGAUGGUGGGGACUACGAGGGUUGGUGCUGGCCAGGAAGUGCUGGCUACCCAGACUUCACCAAUCCAGAGAUGCGAGCCUGGUGGGCCAGCAUGUUUGCCUAUGAUCAGUACGAGGGCUCCAUGGAGAACCUCUACACCUGGAAUGACAUGAACGAGCCCUCCGUGUUCAACGGGCCGGAGGUCACCAUGCAUAAAGACGCCGUCCACGGAAACUGGGAGCACAGGGACGUCCACAACCUCUACGGCUUCUAUGUGCAAAUGGCCACUGCGGAGGGGCUGAUCCAGCGCUCCGGGGGAGUGGAGAGGCCCUUCGUCCUCACCAGAGCCUUCUUCGCUGGGUCUCAGCGCUACGGUGCUGUGUGGACCGGGGACAACGCCGCGGAGUGGGACCACCUGAAGAUCUCCAUCCCCAUGUGUCUGAGCCUGGGCCUGGUGGGCAUCUCGCUGUGUGGAGCUGAUGUGGGCGGCUUCUUCAAGACCCCUAGCCAGGAGCUGCUAGUGCGCUGGUACCAGACGGGGGCGUACCAGCCCUUCUUCCGGGCGCACGCCCACCUGGACACCCCCCGGCGCGAGCCCUGGCUGUUCGGCCCUGAGAACACGGCGCUGAUCCGCGAGGUGGUGCGCCAGCGCUACACCCUGCUGCCCUACUGGUACCAGCUGUUCUACCACGCCUACCGCACCGGCCAUCCCGUCAUGAGACCUCUGUGGGUAGAGUAUCCUGAAGAUGUGGCCACGUUUGCGAUUGAUGAUGAAUUCCUGCUAGGGAAAGAUUUGCUGGUCCACCCUGUUACUGAGGAGGGGGCGCGAGGUGUCACGGCCUAUCUGCCUGGCAGUGAGGCUUGGUAUGAUGUGCACACAUUCCAGAAACACAAUGGUGGCCAGAACCUCUACAUCCCUGUCACCAUGAGCUCCAUCCCAGUGUUCCAGCGAGCAGGCUCCAUCAUCCCCAGGAAGGACCGACCCCGAAGAUCCUCCUCCUGCAUGGAGUCUGAUCCUUACACCUUCUACGUGGCCCUCAACUCCCAGAAAACGGCAGAAGGUGAACUUUACAUUGAUGAUGGGCACACCUUCAACUAUGAGAAGGAGAGGCAGUUCAUCCACAGACGCCUGACUUUUGCCAACAACGUCCUCACUUCCAGCAACCUGGCCCCGGACGCCCAGUUUUCCACCACUUCCUGGAUCGAGAAGGUGGUGUUCCUGGGGGCCCACAAGCCGGGUGCUGUAACCCUAAAAACAGCAGAUGGUGAAUCUGCCUUGGAAUUUGAGUUUAACGCUGCCAUGUCAGUACUCACCCUUCGUAAACCAGGAAUGAACGCUGGUGCUGACUGGGUAGUGCAGCUACGGUAAUGCUGGUGAUGUGCAGGCAAGCACAGUACUGGCAAACCUGGUGAUUAGAAGCAGAAGGGUGAACACACAGAUCGACCAAGACAAGAGUGCACCCCUGUAAAACACACACACACACACACACACACACGCUUGACAGGAACAGGACGAAAGCACUUUUUCGGAUACACACAUGCCAGGUUGAAGCACUUAUCAGACAUGGACACACAAACGCACAGGACUUUAGUAUUCAUCAGACAGGCAAGUACAGAAACAUGCAUGCACACACACACACACACACACACACACUGACUGACUUGAGUUCUAAGUUACAGCCAUUGCAAUCAACUCAGAGGGUGGGCUUUAAGAGAAGACUGCUUUGGAGUGGGGGGGGGGUGUGAGGGGAGUAGGCCUGAGAGAGAUGAGCAGGGUCCAUACCCGUUUCCCUCCCCUCCCUCCAUUCAUUGCAAGCUGUUGGCAGCCAUUUACUUGAGGGAUGUAAUCAUAGAUUCUCUAUUUUAAUUUUGGCAACAUUUGCUCCAGGUUUGAAGAUUAUGAUUACUGAUUUAUUUUCCUUUUUGCUUUUCUCAAGACUGUUUCAGGAAUCAGAAAUAUGAAUACAUUUGUGAGGUCCUGAUUUAGACGCACACACACACACACACACACACACACACACACGUAUACACACACUUCAUAGUGAUUUACAAAGCCCUACAGCAACAUGAGAUUGAAAUCUCAUUCCUUUUUUCAUUCCCCCAUGUCUGCUUGAAAGCAUGAAAAGUGCUGAAAGGGGGACAUAAUCCUGGGAAUGCAAACGAAAAUCAAAUGUAUCUUCAUACCAUCCUCAAUAAGUCCAGUUUACAAAUUACUUUAGUGACAGAUUCCGUUCAUAUCUGAAAAAAAAAACUGAAAAAAACACUCAAAUGUCGAUAGGAUAGAAAGAGGUUUAGAACCCAGGAAAGUAGUUGAUUUUUAAAAUUGAUCCAGCCUUGGAUAGGGUUGAAUUUUUGUGAAUGAGUUCUGAUGCCCUGAUUCUGGAGACCGACUAUCAGCUGGGUUUUGUUUCCGCUUAAACUAUGAAACUUGUUCAGCCAAUUUCUCAAUCUGGCCUUUAAAAUAUUUUUUGCAUUUCAUGAGUAAAAACAAAAGUUGACAUUUCAUGUAUAACAAAAUGAAAGCUCCAUCACAGAAAGUGUCGUGAUUGUGUCUGCUAUGGUAAACCUAUUGCUUAAUUGUUGAAGUUGGAACAAAGCUCAGUUGGUAUGGUGGAAGUAUCCGGGGGACAGAACCACUGACUGGAGGGGGACAUCAGACAUUGUGACAUCUCUUCCAGUGAACAAUGUUUUUGUUUUUGUUUUUUUUAUGUACUUGAUUUCCAAAUGCACUUGAAGCAAACUUUCCAAUGUACAGCACAGAUAGAAUGUCUUUUUGCAGAUCAGAGUUGAAGUUUGUCCCAAGUUUAUGAAAAACAUGAUCCUAAAUACUGUGCGAGUGGGAUGGGGUUAUAACAUUCUAUAUCCAUAUAACAUGGUUCUUACUGCCGCUCCCAAAAACUGGUGUCUUCUGGUGUAAAUUGUAGUUGACAGUUGUGGUCAGUGUGACCAUUAGUAUUUCAGCAAAUUAACAGUGUACAUGUGGGACUUGGGGUGAUUGUUCAGUCCUCCCAGGGCACACUGUGGUUGUUGCAACUCUUUCCAGCCGGGUGAAUAUGAAUUGCAUGACCAAUCAUGACCCCCAUUGUGACGAAACAGAUUUUUUUUUUGUUCUCCACUUAUUUUCAGACAAUUAAGACUUGCAAAAAAACUUGGAAAUUUUUCCUAAAUCUAUAAUUACAGGAUGAAGAUUGGUGGAGAUAGGUGAGCCAAUGCUACCUUUUUAAUGAUAUCAUCUAAAACGAUGUAUGUUUUAGUGUCAUGACUUUUCGAGAAGUCUAUUGACUGAAAGUGUAUAAAAGAAAAAAGAAAAAAAAAAAUUAUCUUGACCAAAUUGUACAAAGAACAUUAGGAGUGGGAUGAGACUUUAUCAAAUAUAAAUGACAUGUGGAAGGUUUGACAAUAAAUGACUGUACAUUCCCA
Molecule: messenger RNA, 4967 nt
Organism: Conger conger (European conger)
Lineage: Eukaryota; Metazoa; Chordata; Actinopteri; Anguilliformes; Congridae
Gene: ganabb
Product: glucosidase II alpha subunit b
Exons: 25
Coding region: 37-2916 (959 amino acids)
Biological process (GO): N-glycan processing; carbohydrate metabolic process
Cellular component (GO): glucosidase II complex
Molecular function (GO): glucan 1,3-alpha-glucosidase activity; carbohydrate binding
Source: RefSeq, a predicted model, not a curated record